CGUUGGCAGCGCUUUCUGGCAUGUCUGUUAGUUUUGCGUCAUUUAAGGCGGGGCCUGGGCGAAGGCUGCUGUUCUCAGUGCUGAUUCUGUUCUGAACCCAGACGCUGGACUGCAGGAGGGAGCUUAUCGAAGCGGUUCCUCUCAUCUUUUCUCAUCUCCACCACCCCCCUCUCUCCCCCCAAAAAAGAAACGCAAGCCGAACGAAAUGGAUUGUUAGCGAAUGUGUGGCAUGGAUCAAUGAGCAUAAUGGAUUCCUUUCACUGCGUUCUCUUCGUGGUUUUCGCUGUCCAUGCCAAUCUGCUUGCCUUCGCGGACAGGAAAUUCGGCUGCUUGUUUGAGGCUGAGCUGUGCUCCCCGUAUGAGGUCUGCUCCAAUGACGGAGUGUUCGGCAGGUGUCAGAAUGUCCCCGUGACCGAGGUGUACACCUACGACGUGCCCCCUUCCGCCCUGCUGAGGCUGCGGACCCUGCUCCAGAAGCUGUCGCACAGAGGUUUAACUUGGGAAGAUGACACAGCUCAGCAGGCCAUUUCCAAGGAGCUGUCCAAACUGCGGAGAGUUUCCUACGGACUGCCAGAGUCCAGCCUGUCCAGGUUGCCCGGCUCGACUGACAGCGGAAACAGGAAGCUGAAGAUGGAAGAGGAGGCGGAGCUUGGCAGGUCCCUGAAGUACCUGCAGCGUCUGGGGCUCCUCCCCCAAGCAGCCCCCCCUGCCCCGCCCACCGGACCCAGGACCAACGCCGAGAUGAGACAGAACGACGGCCUCCCCGCGGGACGCCCGUUGAAAGUCUACGCCCCGGCGAAGGCCCAGGCGAAGGGGAAGGGGAGGGACCCGGACGACCGGUCGGACGACGGGCGGCUCCUCCUGGCUGCCCUGCAGCGCUACCUGGCCCAGAAGCCCGCCCCCGGCCCUGCCCUCAGCCCCGCCCCUUACAGCAGCAGGCCACGCCCCUUCCCGAGCAGCCCGAAGGAGAGCGCGGACGGGUACCACGGUCGCCCCCCGCUGGGCCAGGGUUCGGCUGACCGGCCCAAACAGCCCAGACCCGCAGCCCAGAGACUGCUCUUCAGACCUGGGACCAGCCAGCCCCCUGCCAAGGGCCCCCUCAGCCUGGUGGACGAGAAGUUCAUCCAGAGCGUGGUGACGCAGCUGGGGAAGCACGACGUGAACGUGGAAGCCCUGAACGGGGCGGAGCUGGACCAGCUGGCCGACGUCAUCGCCAACGCCCUGCAGGUGGUGGACGAAGAUGGCGGGGGCGGGGGCGGGGCAGGGGGGCCGCCCGGGAACAACCUGAGGGACUCCAAGAGAGGACCUGCGUCCGUCGCUCAGCCGGACCAGCAGGGGGCGCUGCAGGAGGAUGACGCACUGAACGAGCGACAGAUGAGUGAAGAAAAGCCAAACUCCGAUGACAAGGACGCUGGCUUGAUUAACAAGCUGCUCGAGUACCUGGACAAGAACAACUUCGGCGACGCCCAGUUGGAUGCGGGAGCCGCGAAGGAGGCGGAGCUGGGGGCGGGGCCAGCCGUGGGGGUGGAGAACGUGAAGAGCCGGACCACCCGUAAGGACCUGGCCGUGCAGAAGAAGGACGAUGAUGUGCCCCUGCUGCCGGCGCCCGUCGCCCCCGGCGACCGCGGGCUAGGGGGCGGGGCCCCGGCCGGAAUGCUGGCGGAGCCGCGGAAGAAGGACAUGCGAAUCGAGCAGGAGCUGGAGCUCGACGUGAAGACCGUGUCUGCAGCCGAGAGGGAGGCCGACUACGGCUAUAUCAUCACCGACUCAGACUCGCUCCCCACGGACCAGGCCCUGCACCUGAUGGAGCUCCUGGCGCACAGCGUCAGGCUGCAGAUGACCGACUUCCUGGAGCUCUCAGUGGUGGGCUCAGCUGUGACCUUCAAAGUGCAUCCCAACCCUCAGAACGUUUCCACCGCAGAUGUGGCCAAUGCUGCAGAUCAGCAGAAGAACAAGCUGGAGAAGGAGACGGGCAUCAGGAUCCUGGAGGCUGGAGUCACUGAGAAAAGCAUGCUGGACCAGAUCCCCACCAAGUACAACCAGGCCGAGUCGACCAAGUUCCUCAUCCUGACCGUGGUCUCCAUCGUGUGCAUCGUGGGCGUUCUGGUGGCCUCCACCGGGGUGUACUGCAUGCGCCACCGCUCCCACCACAAGCUGAAGGAGAAGCUCACCCGAUUGGGCACGGACACCGGCUCGGACGCCACGUCAACCUAUCAGGAGCUGUGUCGCCAGCGCAUGGCGGUGCGGACGGCGGAGAGGGCGGAGCCUGUGCCCAUGCACUCGUCCCGCAUUAACAGCGUCUCCUCCCAGUUCAGCGACGGGCCGCUCCCCAGCCCCUCGGUCCGGAGCAGCACCUCCUCCUGGAGCGAGGAGCCCGCCCACUCCAACAUGGACAUCUCCACCGGUCACAUGAUCCUGUCUUACAUGGAGGACCACCUGAAGAACAAGAACCGGCUGGAGAAAGAGUGGGAGGCGCUGUGCGCGUACCAGGCCGAGCCCAACGCCUGCGCCAUCGCCCAGCGCGACGGCAACGCCAAGAAGAACCGCGCCAACGCCGCGCUCGUCUAUGAUCACUCCAGGAUAACCCUGAAGCCUGAGAACAACCAGGGCAACUCGGAUUACAUCAACGCCAGCCCAAUCAUGGACCACGACCCCCGGAGCCCCGCCUACAUCGCCACCCAGGGCCCUCUGCCCUCCACUGUCGCCGACUUCUGGCAGAUGGUGUGGGAGAACGGCUGCGUCGUCAUCGUGAUGCUAACGCCGCUCACGGAGAACGCGGUGAAGCAGAGCUACCACUACUGGCCAGACGAAGGCUCCAACCUCUACCACAUCUACGAGGUGAACCUGGUGUCGGAGCACAUCUGGUGCGAGGACUUCCUGGUGCGCAGCUUCUACCUGAAGAACAUGCAGACCAACGAGACGCGCACCGUCACGCAGUUCCACUUCCUCACCUGGCUCAACCAGAACGUUCCGGAGUCCAGCCGCACCCUGCUGGACUUCCGCAGGAAAGUUAACAAGUGCUACAGGGGGCGGUCCUGUCCAAUCAUCGUUCACUGCAGUGAUGGGGCUGGGAGAAGUGGAACAUACAUUCUGAUCGACAUGGUCCUCAACAAGAUGGCUAAAGGUGCUAAAGAGAUUGAUAUCGCAGCUACGCUGGAGCACCUGAGGGACCAGCGACCUGGCAUGGUGCAGACCAAGGAGCAGUUUGAGUUUGCACUGACAGCUGUGGCAGAGGAGGUGAAUGCCAUUCUCAAGGCCCUUCCCCAAUGAGCCACUCUCCCCAGAGACCCCCCCCCCACCCCCUCGCCCCCUCGCCCCUCUCACCUUCGCCCCCAUCCGUUACAAUGGUAAACCCCCCCUCUCCUCCCCAAACGUCACCCCGAGUUCCACCCCCUGCACCCCCUUAUUUUCCACUCUGAACACCUCUGCAGUGUGAACGACAAACACUUCAAAAAUACUCGCAUUACAGUAAUCUGUGUUCGUCUAAAGGGGAUGCAAUGAAAUGUGUACAGCCUCCAUGUUUUUUAUGUGUAUGUCUGUCAUUUUUUUGUUUUAUUUGGUUUUAUUUUGUUUUGUUUUUUUGGAUGGGGGGUGUGUCAGUGUACUAUCAUGUUGAGACCCUUCUUAGAUUCAGGAAAGUUCCACUUACUUGAAAAAAAAAUGUUUUAAGUUUUGCUUGUUUUUCAAAUGCCAUGGCCUUCUUUGCUGUACUUGUUGUGAAUUUAUGCCUCAUAAAUAUUGGCUGUUACAUUCAUGGAAAGUUGGGUGGAACUGUAUCAUGACAGUGUUGAAAAUAUCUGUGUUUUAUGUGGACGGUACUUUGGGGGUUUAACGUGAUAUGAAUAUUGUGUAAUUUCUGCACUUGUUUGAAUCCAAUAAUGUAUGGAUAAAUCUCAGUAAUAAUGAAUACUUAAGCAAUAUGCAUAUCUUCUGAUGGUUUGACAACUCAUUAUUUUAACUGGUUGACCCAGUCAAAAUAUUCAUAUUUACAUCGGUGUAAUAAAAAAAAUUACCCAAAUACUCAAGAAAGGUCCGCGUAGAGAGAUGGACGUUCGCAAAACAAAACAAGAGUACAUUACUGGCGUUUGGCAGAAGCUCUUAUCCAGAGCAACUGGGAAAAAAAAGACGAAGAAGAAUAAAUGUGUGUGUGUGAACAGAGCGGUGGCUGACUGACUGGCAGAUCAGAACCACGCUUUGGGCUCGGGUCUUCUGCGAACAUUAAACCACCACCUGCACACUCCGUACUUUUUAUUUAUUUAAUUUUUUGAGACCAAGUAGGUCACGACUCCUCAGAGCCCCCUCGGCCUUCGGCGUCCCUGUCGAGCCUUCGUCUUCAUCUUCCUCUCUUAGCCGGCUUUGAUAUCAGCCAGAAAAUAUCAUCGGCGGGCAGGGGCUGCGGGGAGUUUGCGUUUCCAUGGAAACGAUCCUUCGGCGUUGUCACCGGGAGGUUUGCGUAACCUGAUUACGCGUCGAAGCCUCGCUGCGGCGCAGGGAAAGAAAAUAGGUCAUUUUGAAGGUUACAAAAAAAUAAAAUAAAACACUAAUAAAACGAAGCAAAAUUUUCUUAUUUCCUGCACAUGCAAUUAUUUCUGAUGGCAUCACACUGACCUCUACUGAAGUUGGAGACUGAUGGCGUUUUUCUUAAAAGUAUGAAAUCUUAAUGGCGAGUAGUAGUUAGCCAUUAAAGUUAUCGAUGUGCAGUAGGUCUAGUUACUUCUGCAUUACUGUACACCAAAUAUGUUUGUGUAAUUUAUUGUAAACUGUAGAGUUUAAUUAUACUGGAAAGCAACAAAAUUAUACUAUGGUUUGAUUCAAAUUCAAUUUGUAAUUUUUUGUAAUUUAUAGUGCCUUGUGGGCUCUAUCUAUGUGUAAAGCGUGGAUAUAGGAUGUCUGUGUGCAGGUAGGUUUUGAUCUAUGUAACGGUCCAAGUGUCCAAGCAGGAAUUUAAAAUGAGCACACUGAACCAGCCCCUGUUGGGAUCCGAGUUCUGUUCACGAGAAAGGAGCGAAAUGUCGACGCCGCAGACUGAAGUGCGAAGACUUCCUCAGACGCAUUCAGGCUUGUUUUUCCUUUAUUUCUCACACGCUGUGGUAUUUUAUUAAACGGACCUGUUUUUAAGUGCAAAAUAACGUCCAGGCGCUCCUGUGAUGGCAUCCAGAGAAUUCACGGGCCGUGCCAAGGCGCUGGAGCUUAUCCGUCUUUUGACAUGCAAAUGACAGAACCAAGUGUGCGUCACAUCAAAGCCCGACUCGGGUAGCACUUCCAUCCUCCUGAAAUAGUGCUCUGUCUGGGUGUUUACAAAAAAAAUAAAAAACCCUGCAUUGACAGCCUGUCAUAAACAUCAUAAGUGAUUGUUUAAAGAAUAUUCUAAUACUGAAAUGAAUACAAUUUUAUGCCACAACGUAAAUAUAUAGACAUAUAUAGAGAGACAUAUAUGUAGACAAAUAUAUAGAGCUCACUGCAUGUUACUACACUGCAGACCAAGGAUGCCAUUGACAUUAUUUGAAGAUGUUUUUUUUCUAUCUUUAUUUUUUAGUUUUUUUGUGACAACUGACUGGACAUUCAUUGCUUAAAGUGGUAAUAUAUAUAUAUUGUGAUGUGUAACCCUCUUUAUCUGUGGUCUGAAGGUAACACUGUUUAGGACAUUACAGUAUAUUCUAGCAGCAUAAUUUUUGUGACACUUCAACCACACCAAACUGUCUUUAUUUUGUUUUUUUUUUCUCUUUUUUGUUUUUGACCAUGGCAUCUCAUGCCCUCUUUGUUCGUGUUAUGAGUUAUUUGUAUAUAAUAUCUAAAGUAACAGAAAAUAUUUUGCUCUAUUUCUGUAAAAAAAAAAAAGAUACAUGUGAAUAAAGUCCUAUUGUCUGUGGAGUAUUGUGAAUACUGCAACAA
This is a messenger RNA of Anguilla rostrata (American eel), 5892 nucleotides long. Its product is annotated as receptor-type tyrosine-protein phosphatase N2-like. Gene Ontology annotation, biological process: protein dephosphorylation; insulin secretion involved in cellular response to glucose stimulus; regulation of secretion. Gene Ontology annotation, molecular function: protein tyrosine phosphatase activity. The transcript is spliced from 23 exons. Gene Ontology annotation, cellular component: secretory granule; synapse. Lineage: Eukaryota; Metazoa; Chordata; Actinopteri; Anguilliformes; Anguillidae. The coding region runs from base 238 to 3270 and encodes 1010 amino acids. The record is from RefSeq and is a predicted model, not a curated record.